Molecule: messenger RNA, 492 nt
Organism: Colletotrichum gloeosporioides
Lineage: Eukaryota; Fungi; Ascomycota; Sordariomycetes; Glomerellales; Glomerellaceae
Product: Chorismate synthase
Exons: 4
Coding region: 1-492 (163 amino acids)
Biological process (GO): aromatic amino acid biosynthetic process; chorismate biosynthetic process
Cellular component (GO): cytosol
Molecular function (GO): chorismate synthase activity; FMN binding
Source: RefSeq, a predicted model, not a curated record
AUGUUUGCCAUGAUGCGGUAUGGUACUGAGGCCUCCUCUGGGGGCGGCCGAAGCAGCCGCCGCGAGACGAUUGCCCGCGUCGUCGCCGGCGCUGUUGCCGAGAAGCGGCUGCGCGAGACCUACGGCAUCGAGAUGACCAAGACGAACCACUGCGGCGGUAUCCGGGGCGGCAUCUCUAACGGCAUGCCCAACUUCUCGGGAAGCGUCGGCGCUCACACAAGAGCACUGCAAAGGGUACCUUACCUACCCAACCUCGAGCCAGCUUCCAUCAAUGACGUCCUCCUGGAGAACGAGACAGGCACUGCUUGGUAUCAUCGCUCCAUGGGUACGCAUACACCCCUCCUUCCUACCCAAGGAGAAGGGAAGAAGAAGAAGAAGAAGAAGAAGAAGAAGAAGAAGAAGAAGAAGAAGAAGAAGAAGAAGAAGAAGAAGAAAACAUCCGAACUUGUUGCUUGCUUUGCUCUGCGCUUUUCCCAGCAGCCAGCCACUUAG